Acanthopagrus latus (yellowfin seabream) is the source of this 4906-nucleotide messenger RNA. RefSeq names its product exocyst complex component 4 (gene exoc4). NCBI's taxonomy places the organism in Eukaryota, Metazoa, Chordata, Actinopteri, Spariformes, Sparidae. The record is from RefSeq and is a predicted model, not a curated record. Gene Ontology annotation, biological process: exocytosis; chemical synaptic transmission; Golgi to plasma membrane transport. The transcript has 20 exons. Gene Ontology annotation, cellular component: exocyst; synapse; growth cone membrane. Bases 43 to 2988 code for a protein of 981 amino acids.
UCGCGCGCCUCUCUUCCUGUUUGGGUGCCGCAGCUGGAAAAAAUGGCAGCUGACACAGGGAGAUAUAGGAGUGCAGUUAGCAAAAACAAGGACCCGUCUGGUCUUCUCAUAUCUGUCAUAAGGACUCUGUCCAGCAGCGAUGAUGUGCAGGACAGGGAGACGGAGAAGGGUCGUCUGGAAGAGGCCUUUGAGACAUGUGACAGGGAUCUAGAUCAGCAGAUUGUUCAGCAUUAUGCCGAGCUCACCACAGCCAUCAGGACCUACCAGAGCAUCACCGAGCGCAUCACCAGCUCCCGCAACAAGAUCAAACAGGUGAAAGAAAACCUCCUGUCUUGUAAGAUGCUGCUCCACUGCAAAAGGGACGAGCUGAGGAAGCUGUGGAUAGAGGGCAUUGAGCACAAGCACGUCCUCCAGCUGCUGGAUGAAAUCGAAAGCAUCAAGCAGGUGCCUCAACGGCUGGAGGCCUAUAUGGCAAGCAAGCACUACCUUCACGCCACAGAUAUGCUGGUGUCAGCCGUUGAGUCCUUGGAAGGCCCCCUGCUGCAGGUAGAGGGUCUUGGAGAUCUGCGCCUGGAGCUCCACAGCAAAAAGCUCAACAUCCACCUUGUACUCAUUGAUGAGCUGCACCGACACCUCUACAUCAAAUCCACAAGUCGACUGGGACUCAAGAACAAGGACAAAAAUGCUGCUCGCCUCCCAGGCUCCACGGGCAAAGACACGUCUCCAAUGCCUGUGUUGGAUGUCAGCAGCCUGUCUACCCCACGCAAACUCUUGGAAUCGUCACAGUUCAGCACACCUGGAUCCAGCAGUGUGCGUGAGCUGCAGCAGGACGCGCGGGAGUUGAGCCAAGCUGACCUUCCUGAGGUGGAUCCAGAAGAGAACAGUGCUGAGUUCAUGGGCAUCCUCAUUAAGGCUCUGGCCAAGUUGAAGAAAAUCCCAGAGACCAUCAAAGCCAUAAUGGAGCGACUGGAACCUGAGCUGAAACAGAUUGUCAAGAGGUCCACCACUCAGAUUGCUGACCACGCUUACCAGAGAGGAGAAAACCUGGCCCAGGAGAGCCAGCCAAGGCUGCUGCUGGAGCUGCUGGAGCUUCUGUUUGACAAGUUCAAGGCAGUGGCCCAGGCUCACAGCGUUGUGUUGGCCCACCUGCAGCAGAUCGCGGUGCAGGGUGGGGCCCACGAGGAGGGUAUAAAACUCUACGAGCAGGCGGACGUCUCAGCCAAGAUCCAGACAGUGCUGCAGGUUCUGCUUAUGGAGUAUCUGGAUGUGAAAAACAGCCGCAGUGCCACAGAGCCAUCGGCUCAACUCUCCUAUGCCAGCACUGGCAGUGAGUUUGCUGCCUUUUUUGCAAAGAAGAAACCACAGCGUGCCAAGCAGUCGCUUUUCAAGUUUGAAUCAUCUUCCCAUGCCAUCAGCAUGAGUGCCUACUUGAGGGAGCAGAGGCGAGAACUCUACAGCAAGAGCGGAGAAUUACAAGGUGGUGCUGAUGACAACCUGAUUGAAGGGGGAGAAAUGAAGUUUGUGUGCAAGCCAGGAGCGAGAAACAUCACUGUGAUCUUCCAGCCUCUUCUCAGGUUCAUUCAGGAGAUAGAGAUGAACAUGGGGCCAGGCCAGGCCAAGCAGUGCCAGCUCCGAGCCUUCCUCACUUACUACAUCAAUGACCUCUUCCUCAACCAGGUUCGAGCAGAGAUCAACAAGGAGAUCGAGGCAGUGAGUAAGGCAGCUGACCCGCUGAAGAUCCUUGCCAGCGCUGACACCAUGAAGGUGCUGGGAGUCCAGAGACCCCUGCUGCAGAGCACAGUGGUAGUGGAGAAGUCCAUCCAAGAUCUGAUGAGCCUCAUGCAAGACCUGAGUGCCUACUGCAACCAGUUCCUUGAGAUGGUGUGUGACAAGCUCAAAGAAUACAAGGAAAUCUGCAACACAGGCUACAGGGGUGUAGUCCAGUGUGAGGAGAAGCUCACCAUCAGCGCCUCCUGGUCUAAAGAUGAGGACAUUAGUCGUCUGCUGCAGUCCCUCCCUAACUGGGCAAACAUGGCCCAGCCCAGACAGACCCGACAGAAGAGAGAGGAUGAAGAGGACUUUACUCGGGCGGCUUUUGCAAAGGAGUCAGAGGUGCUGACUGGGAACCUCGGAGACAAGUUGAUCCCCCAGAAUGAGAUCCUGCGUGACGUCAGUGAUCUGAAGGCUCUGGCAAACCUUCAUGAGAGCAUGGAGUGGCUCGCUGGUCGGCUUAAGACGUUCUUCGCCAACCUGCCCCAGGCCUCUGGUGCAUCCCACUGCUCAGCAGACAGCCAGGUCAUCGGCGAGAGUGAACGGAGCAGGGAGCAGAUCCUCCAGACCCUAAGCGACCUGUCCAGGGGUUUCCAGGACAUUGCAGACCGCUGUCUCCUGGUAUUGCACCUGGAGGUCAGGGUGCAUUGUUUCCAUUACCUGAUCCCCCUCACUAAGCAAGGCAAUUAUGCCAUUGUGGCUAAUGUGGAGAGCAUGGACUAUGACCCGCUGGUGGUGAAACUAAACAAGGACGUCUCAGCCAUCGAGGAGGCCAUGGGGGCAGCCCUGCAGCAGCACAAAUUCCAGUACAUCUUUGAAGGGCUUGGCCAUCUGAUUUCCUGUAUUCUGAUCAACGGGGCUCAGUACUUUAAAAGGAUCAGUGAGUCUGGUAUUAAGAAGAUGUGCAGGAACAUCUUUGUCCUACAACAGAACCUCACCAACAUCACCAUGUCUAGGGAGGCUGAUCUCGACUUUGCCAGGCAGUACUACGAGAUGCUGUACAACACUGCAGAUGAGCUGCUGAAUCUGGUGGUGGACCAGGGUGUCCGCUACACGGAGCUGGAGUACAUCAACGCCCUGUCUUUGCUCCAUCGCAGCCAGACAGGUGUGGGGGACCUGAGCACCCAAAACAUCCGGCUGCAGCGGCUGAAGGAGAUCAUCUGCGAGCAGGCGGCCAUCAAACAGGCCACCAAGGACAAGAAGAUCACUACGGUGUAAAGAUAAAACAGGACAGGGUUUGGGGGGGGGUGGGGGGUCAGUUGCCUGGAAAUCACCAUCAUCUAUCCUGCACAUUUUGUGAUUCCACUCCUUCAGAUCCGUCUAGCAGGAGCAUGUGCAGUGGAUAAUUGGGUCAUAUAUGUGAGAGUAAGGACUGACAGAGGAAAAACUUGAGAAUUGGGUUAGAAAACACUGCAAUAAAGGCUUACUCUAGACAUAGAUCAUAAUGUGUGAAAUCCGUCGAUGGAGAGUGUGUCGUCUCCACUUUAUCUCGCCUGGUGUGAUAAAAGUCAUUGUAGUCACGACAGACUUGGCACAGAUUUCUUCCAAACUCUGGCCGUGUGUAUAUAUAUAUAUAUAUAUAUAUAUAUAUAUAAGCAUAUGCCGCACUGACUCACUCUAAUUGGGAAGCGAGGUGACAGCUAACACAACUGCAAACUUUGCAAGUCUAGUUCUCCAUGUAUCUAUGUCAUAAGGUAACCUGUAUUGUCAAUUUGCGCUUUUUAAAAAGACACGACAAAUGCAGCACUCGCACUCUGUCUCCGACACCCCCCCUCCUCCUCCCCAUGCUUGCUAUGACUCCUGUGCCAGAUAAAAGGCGAUUGUCUUGGACACUCUCCCAAACUUAGGCCCCAUCUCAUCUCAUUUUCCUAUUAGAUCUAAACUGCUGCUCUCAAUUACACCUCUAUCUCUCCUCUCCUGGCAGCCCCAUGGGCCCACUGAUUCUGUCUGCAAUAACAGAUGCCAGAUUAGACUGUCUGAAUGAGGCCACAUCUCCCGCCUGCUGCCAAUUUGGGUUGGUCCCGAAAGAUUUCCCUUGCUGAGAAUUGUAUCAUAUCUAUGGCUGUAAAAAAUCUGUUUAUCUGUCUUUUCCUUUAGAGUUUGUGCUGUAAACUCGUGCGGCUAGUGUGGAGAGUUGCGAGUUUAUUAAGUUUUUUUUUUUUUUUUUACAAAUUUGAAAAAAGAGACUGAAUAAUGAAGAUAUUUUCGCUGAUUUCAGUUUCAUCCAUCCCUGAAACAAGGUUUAUUUCUAUUAAAUUUCAAGUCAAGUGGAACGACUUUGCGUGUUGAGGAAUAUGUGUGGGAGUGCAUUUCAUCAGUCAUACAAGAUUCUGAUUCUUUUAAAGUGAACUAAACAUAUAAACUCAAGGGGCAAUCACAAAUCAUUCCCCUCCCUGCAACCCUCCGUGUUUUUUAGUUCAUUAAUUUGGGAGAGAAGUACUUAACGAGAGGAGGAGAGGGGGAGCGGGAACCUUGUCAAUACAGAGGGCCCAGCGCUGGUCUCCCCGAAGCCCACAGAGCAAUCCAUCAUAAUGACACAUAGGCUGGGAUCGAUGGGAAAACAACCGCGGAGCUGCUGAGGGGCUCGCCUACCACUCUGAAACGUACACUUGGUGUAAAAUCUAAAAUCUGCUCAUUCAGCUGUUCACUUCAGAGCUACUUUUGUAAUGUUAUACAUGGGGAACUUUAAUACAAUGUUAACCGACUGUGUCGUGAAACACAGAUACUAUUAAACUAUUAUCACACUGUGCACACAUAACCGAUAGAAGUCCCAAAGGCUUAUAUGUUGGGUACACUCUGGAAUGCUUUUUGUCGAUGAAUGAAAUAUGUCACAUGUAAUAAAGUUUCUGUUUUUACUUAGAGCCAAACCUUAGCUCAUCUGCUUUUUUUUAUUUCAUGUUUUUUCUUUACAGUGGACCUUUAUUUUGCACAUUGUUAGAUUGUGUCUCAAAGAUGAAUGUUUUGAAGUUGACAUGAAAAUAUGUCUGGCUUGAACGCGUUGAAACAGCCUCAUUAUUCCUCUGUCUGAUGUUGUUGGGUGUCAUCUUAUAAACGCUCGAUAAUUACUCAUAAUAAAGCACACAUGAUUUGUCAACGCAUACACUAAUAGACUGAAAAAAUAAAUCCUUCAAAUUCC